CAUUAGCGUUAAUGGGCCGAAAAUAGAAGCCUUUUUAGAUCCGAAUCUAGAUCCAAACUCUAAUGCGCGUGCUUCGAUCUCUAGCUUCUCGAAAUCCCCCCGGCGAGACCCACAAGUCUCUCUCGAUCUCUCGAUCUCGCGAGGAGGAAAGGGGAUUUGGACGCCGGAUCUUCCAAAAUGGCCAGCCAGUUCACCGACGGCGGAGGAAAUGUGAUUGUAGAGGAAGCAAAAGGGUUUAAUCCCGGGCUUGUGGUGCUGCUGGUUGUUGGUGGCUUCUUGUUGCUUUUCCUUGUCGGAAACUAUGCGCUCUAUGCCUAUGCGCAAAAGACCCUUCCGCCGAAAAAGAAAAAGCCUGUUUCCAAGAAGAAAAUGAAAAAGGCAAUGCUCAAGCAAGGUGUUUCUGCACCCGGAGAGUAAGAAGACGACGACGUCUCUGGAAAGGUUAAAAAAAAAAAAAACUCAGCUAGGUUAGAUUUACUUAACUCAAAAACCUGGAGAGACUUUCCCUUAGGGUUUACAGAUGUGUUUAAAGACUAUUUGUUGUCUCUUUGGUUCAUAUACUGUGAUGUUGUCUUGGUAGAGUCCGAUUAUCGGUUAAUCCUUGUUCUUGUCAUGGACAUGUGCAUGUUGGAAGACCAUCAUCUUUUUAAGGGCAUUUUUCCAUCAUUGGGAGAAAUUA
Dioscorea cayenensis subsp. rotundata (Guinea yam) is the source of this 679-nucleotide messenger RNA. Its product is annotated as DNA-binding protein S1FA-like. Gene Ontology annotation, cellular component: nucleus. NCBI's taxonomy places the organism in Eukaryota, Viridiplantae, Streptophyta, Magnoliopsida, Dioscoreales, Dioscoreaceae. Bases 178 to 417 code for a protein of 79 amino acids. Gene Ontology annotation, molecular function: DNA binding. The record is from RefSeq and is a predicted model, not a curated record. The transcript has 3 exons. Gene Ontology annotation, biological process: regulation of DNA-templated transcription.